Messenger RNA from Hordeum vulgare subsp. vulgare (domesticated barley), 1286 nucleotides. RefSeq names its product phytochrome-associated serine/threonine-protein phosphatase 3-like. NCBI's taxonomy places the organism in Eukaryota, Viridiplantae, Streptophyta, Magnoliopsida, Poales, Poaceae. Gene Ontology annotation, cellular component: cytoplasm. Gene Ontology annotation, molecular function: protein serine/threonine phosphatase activity. Gene Ontology annotation, biological process: peptidyl-serine dephosphorylation. The coding region runs from base 172 to 1083 and encodes 303 amino acids. The transcript has 10 exons. The record is from RefSeq and is a predicted model, not a curated record.
CUCCUCGAGCCCAUUCCCUUCUCCCCUCUCCCCCGCCUCCUUCCAUUGGAUCGAAAACAAAAUCGUCGCCCCCCCAAAAAUCCAAUCCCCAAUCCCGCCUACCCAAUCCGCCGAAACCCUAGCGGCGAGGGACGGGAGGCCGUAGCCGGGGGAUUCCAGCGCUCGGGCGUGAUGGAUUUGGAUCUGUGGAUCGUCAAGGUCAAGGAGGGGCAGCACCUCGCCGAGCACGAGCUCCAGUCCCUCUGCGAAUACGUGAAGGAGAUCCUCAUCGAGGAGUCGAACGUGCAGCCGGUCAACAGCCCCGUGACGGUGUGCGGCGACAUCCACGGCCAGUUCCACGACCUCAUGAAGCUCUUCGCCACCGGCGGCCAUGUCCCCGACACCAACUACAUAUUCAUGGGCGACUUUGUCGACCGCGGGUUCAACAGCCUCGAGGUCUUCACCAUUCUUCUGCUUCUGAAAGCUAGGUAUCCUGGCCACAUAACCCUUCUGCGUGGAAACCAUGAAAGCAGACAGUUGACGCAGGUUUAUGGUUUUUAUGACGAGUGUCAGAGGAAGUAUGGGAAUGCAAAUGCAUGGCGGUAUUGCACUGAUGUUUUUGAUUACCUUACUCUUUCAGCAAUCAUUAAUGGCACAGUCCUCUGUGUUCAUGGUGGCCUUUCACCUGAUGUACGCACAGUUGAUCAGAUGCGUACAAUUGAUCGCAACUGUGAAAUUCCUCAUGAAGGACCUUUUUGUGAUCUGAUGUGGAGUGACCCAGAAGAGAUUGAGACAUGGGGUGUUAGUCCCCGUGGAGCAGGUUGGCUUUUUGGAUCACGGGUGACAACCGAGUUCAACCAUGUUAACAAUCUUGAGUUAGUUUGCCGGGCUCACCAACUAGUCCAGGAAGGCCUAAAGUACAUGUUCCAAGACAAGGGUCUUGUAACUGUGUGGUCUGCACCUAAUUAUUGUUACAGAUGUGGGAAUGUUGCUUCUAUACUAAGCUUCAGCGAAACUAUGGAAAGAGACGUCAAAAUCUUCACAGAGACGGACGAGAAUAACCAAAUGCGAGGGCCUAGAAGUUCUGUCCCGUACUUCCUUUGACCUCCUUUGUACAUUUUUGUUGUUGUGAUUUUUUACUUACAGGGGGUCGAGAUGAUCAUAUUCAUAUAGGUGUUCAUUGUUGUAGCUUGAUCUCACAGUGCAGUCUGAUCAUCUGAUGCAUUUGAUCUCACCAUUUGUCUUAACCUGCUAUACAAUAGAUUACCGGGAGCAUAGCUGCCAAUGCCUCAUGUUUUUGCCCUUCA